GCUUCCGUUGAGCAUCGAGCAAGAUGGCGGCCUCCGAGACGGUUAGGCUACGCCUUCAAUUUGAUUACCCGCCGCCAGCCACCCCGCAUUGCACGUCCUUCUGGCUUCUCAUCGACUUGAACAGAUGCCGAGUAGUCACAGAUCUCAUCAGUCUCAUCCGCCAGCGCUUCGGCUUCAGUUCUGGGGCCCUCCUGGGCCUCUACUUGGAGGGGGGGCUCUUGCCCCCAGCCGAGAGCGCGCGCCUGGUACGAGACAACGACUGCCUCAGAGUUAAAUUGGAAGAGAGAGGAGUUGCUGAGAGUCCUGUAACAGUUAGUAAUGGUGAUAGUACUCGUUUAUUACCUAGAAAAGCAAAGAAGCGGGCAUUUAAGUUGGAGGAAGAUGAAGAAACCGAACUAGAUUACAAAAAUUCAAAGAAGCAUUGGAAGAGGCAUGAGAACAAUAACAGUGAGAAGACCUUGGAUCUAGAACCAAAAGCUGUCCCAGAUCAGAGUGUGAGUAAAAAAAACAAGAGGAAAAACAAAGCCACAUGUGGUGUAGUGGAUGCUGAUGAUGGAGAGACCAAAAGAAAAUCACCAAAGAAAAAGGAGAAAUGUGAAUAUAAAAAGCAGGCAAAGACUCCCAAGUCUUCUAAAGCACAGUCAGUGAAAGAGUGGACCAUCCUGAAGUACAGUCCUCCAAAAGGUCCUCCUGCUAGAAGCAGCCUUGUGAAAGCCAAAAGAAAAGGUGGCACAGGCAUUCGUACAAAAGAGAGUCCCGAUUCCUCCUCAGAGUCUGAGUCUUAUCAUGAAUCAACCAGUGAUGGUCUCAGCAAUGUCAUCUUGGAGGUCAGACAUUCCCCAGAGAAAAUCUCGACUGAAGUCUCAAAGGAAGGAUCCUCUAUGAAAACCACAACUGUAAACAAAGUGGCUGCAGAAACUGGUUUUACCUCUACCCCCGUCAAGGGCAAGACCUCCAGAACAUCAUCUUCUAGUUCAGACUCUAGUUCAGAGUCAGAUGACCAAUGUGUGAUGUCAAAGAGUACCCCGGUGUGUACUGCAGAUUUCUUAAAGACUGUAGGUCUCUUUGCAGGAAAACGUCCAGGGCCAUCCUCACAGGUUCCAAAUGCUGCUGGAUGGAAGCAGUCGGACUCAAAUGGUGGCAGACAGGCCCUUGGUCCUCCUCCCAAUAUGACUCUCCCCAUCACUUUGGGAAGAGGUUGGAGUAGGGGAGAGGACCUUCUUUCUUGGAAGGGAGCGAGGGGUCGGGGUAUGAGGGGCAGAGGUCGAGGACGAGGGCAUGCUGUUCCCUGUGUUUUAAAUAGAAAUGCUGAUUAUCAGAAGCAACAGCAGUUGAAUGAAAUGGUGACAAACUCAUCUACUGUUAUCCAGAAUCCCAUAGAGACACACAAGAAGGACUACAGUCUCUUACCGCUUUUAGCAGCUGCCCCUCAAGUUGGAGAAAAGAUUGCAUUUAAGCUUUUGGAACUAACAUCCGAUUAUUCUCCUGAUGUUUCUGACUACAAGGAAGGAAAAAUAUUAAGCCAUAAUCCGGAGACCCAGCAAGUAGAUAUAGAAAUUCUUUCAUCUUUACCUGCCGUGAAAGAACCUGGGAAAUUUGAUUUGGUUUAUCACAACGAAAAUGGAGCCGAGGUAGUGGAGUAUGCUGUGACACAGGAGAAGAGGAUCACCGUUUUUUGGAGAGAAUUAAUUGAUCCAAGACUGAUUAUCGAAUCUCCAAGUAACACAAAGUGCGGAGCUUCCCUGAGUAUGAUAUCUCCACCUCCUGGUUUAUAAAUGUCUUAUUUGUGAAAGUGACUAUAAUCUGAACUUUUUUUU
Molecule: messenger RNA, 1817 nt
Organism: Physeter macrocephalus (sperm whale)
Lineage: Eukaryota; Metazoa; Chordata; Mammalia; Artiodactyla; Physeteridae
Gene: COIL
Product: coilin
Exons: 7
Coding region: 24-1775 (583 amino acids)
Biological process (GO): spliceosomal snRNP assembly
Cellular component (GO): Cajal body
Molecular function (GO): U1 snRNA binding; U2 snRNA binding
Source: RefSeq, a predicted model, not a curated record